Molecule: messenger RNA, 2871 nt
Organism: Osmerus eperlanus (European smelt)
Lineage: Eukaryota; Metazoa; Chordata; Actinopteri; Osmeriformes; Osmeridae
Gene: ccdc170
Product: coiled-coil domain containing 170
Exons: 8
Coding region: 864-2540 (558 amino acids)
Source: RefSeq, a predicted model, not a curated record
ACUGACUCCACAGACAGAUGGGAGAAAAGAGAUUUGUCAUUUAGUUUCAUCAUGUUUUUAUGAAGACACCACUACAUCGGAAUCUCACGUCAUUGGAAGAUUGACCUUGGCUUCCGAUCGAAGAGUGCACAUGUACACAGAUAUAAUCGCAAUACAAAGUUUGAUUAUAACCAUUGUAACCACUAGACAUCAUAUGUUUCAUGCGGCUCACAGAAGCACGUUAUAAUCGUUUGCCACAGCAAAACGUUUAGCUACUUUGUAGCAAGUAUGGUAUGCAAAGCAUGAUGUAGCAUGCAAGCUAGCACAAGCUAGCUACCUUGCUUCAAUGAAUGGAAUAGCAAGAAACAGUUUGACACAUCUUAAGAACGUAGCCAAACUCACCAAGUCACACUUUUCAAACAAAAUAUUGUACAGCCAACGACGGCUAUUGUCAUAGUAAAACACAUCGGUAAGUAUUCAAAGAUAACUAAGUGUCAUAGACAUGACAGCUUGUUUUGUAGUUCUUUUGCGCCACGUCGCAUUCGAAUGACGACUUUAAUAACGCGACUUGUCCGAAUAUUUUUAAGACGCACCCCUCCGAACUUGCACUUAUUGUUUUGAAGACGAUAUUAUUACUUUCGAGCAUCAAUUGUAUUACAAUACAUUUGGUGGUUAGGAUAAAUCAUUCAAAUAAUACAUAAACACAUAUGUAGCUUUCCACACUAUAGUAGUGGUGUUACGUAAGUAAAUACAAAUACGCAGUACGUUUCCAUCUAGCGCCCUCUCUGGUAAAACAUUAGCCAAUGUUUUUUGUUGCCUGGAAACUUCAAACAGAGACGUGAUCUAAGCUGAAGACAUCUUUAUCAUACUAACUUUAUCCUACAAUGGAAGGCAUUGAUGUAGACGUACAAGAAAGAAGAUGGGAUGAGCAGGAUGUGGUUCAUGAGAGAGACCGGCUGAGGAUGAGAGUGGCUGUGCUGGAGGAGAGCAUGAGGUCGUACGAGGUUGAGUGUAAAGCCAGCAGAGAGACGGUGAUGAGACUGGUGUCAGAGCUGGGCUGUGAACGCAGGACUGCAGUCAGCACUGCAGAGUCGCUGGAGUCCCUCAGACUGGAGUUGAACAGUGCCCUGGUGUCAAAGAGGAGCGCGGAUAUCCAGAAUCAGAGUCUGCUGGAGAGGCUGGAGGCCGGCAGCCGAGUCAUUGAGGCAGCUAAAUUGGAGGCAGCAUGCUUGGAAAAGCAGGUCCAGGAGCUGGAUACGAGACACCGUGCCAGCCAAGGGGAGACCCGGGCAGCCCUGGGCCAACUGAACGAUCUACGGGACAAGCUUGUGGGUCUACUGCUGGGCCACACUGGAGAAGCCCUACAGACUGACAGAGAAAUACUGCAAAGUCUGGCUGACCUUUGCUCCAGGGAGGGGAAUGCAAAAACUACCAUAACGGAGCUGGAGAAGAGGCUGUCCGAUGCAUCAAAGUCAGUGGUCCUGGAGUCGGAACUCCGCCGUGGGGCCCUGCAGAGGGCUGAGCUGGGCGAGCAGCAGGUGCAGGAGCUGAGGGAGAGCCUGCGGGGCCUGGAGGUGGAGCUGCUGGCAGCAGAUGUCCACCGGGACGGCCUGAGUCACAGCAGGGAUCAUUAUGAGCAGUUCCUGGAACAGGUGUCGGAGAAGAUGAAGGUUGAUAGCAUCGCUGCUGACCUGGGGUUCGACAUGAGGCUGCACCUGAUCCUGUCCCGGGCAGAGCAGCUGGUCAAACAGGAAGGGACAGCAUUGGUGGAGAGCAAGACUCUGGCCCACGGUCUGCAGAGGAAGCUGAAGGCCCUGAAGGAACGUUUGCAGAGCAAGGAGCUACACAUGGAGUUGCUGAGGAAGAAGCUGUACGACCUGGAGCAGGAGAAGAACGGACGCUCGGCCCUGGCGGUGCAGCGAGACGGCGCCCAGCUGGAGGCCCGGAAGCUGCAGAAGAAGCUGGAGCGACUGCGAGGGGAGCUGGGCUCCGCCAAGCUGUCCAAUACAGAGCUCAAGGCCCAGCUCUCCCACACCAACGAGCUGAAGCUCCAAGUCCUGGAGCAGAGUCAGUCCCUGGGGGAGCAGAGUGGGAGGCUGGAGGAGCUGGAGAAGGGGAAGGCCGAGGUGGAGAGCUCUCUCACCAUGGUGAGGUCAGACCUCCAGAGCUGGGAGAGGACGGCCAGGGAGGACCAGCAGCACCUUGCCACUCUCAGACAGACCUUGGCCCAGCUCACCGAGAGGGAGAGAGAGUUGGCUGACUUUCGCAUGGUGGUCUCCAAGAUGGUGGGUCUGGACGUCACAUCUCUGACCCUCCCCGACUACGAGAUCAUCAAACACAUGGAGGGCUUAUUUAACACCCACCACCAACACCACCCUCAUCUCCACUACCCUCACUUCCACCUCCACCACCCCAGGCUGACCUGGCCCUACCCUGCCCAGCAGCACCCUCACCAACCCUGGGUCCAGGGCAGCGCUGACAUCCCUGGGUCCAGGCCUGCCCUCUCUGCUGCAUCUCCGAGGCCAGCUGCUCCCCAGGCUCUCCCUCUGCAUGAAACCUAGUCCAGUAAACUGGAGCUAUGGGACUGCACUCUGGAUAGAAGUGCGAAUGAUUUAUCAAGCUUUCUACAUACAUGAAUGAACCUAGUAUUGAGUACUGGAAGGGGAAAUCUUAAAAUCAGGAUAAAUAAAACUGGCACAUAUUCAUAUUUGACUGAAACUGAAUGGCGAAGUACAGGGUAUUAUAGCAUGUGUAACAUCAUUAAUAUAUAAUUUAAUAUUAUAUGGGUUUGAUUAAAUAUAGCUCCUUAAUAUGCUUCUGUUUCUUGUUUCAGUGUUAGAUGGGGUUUUCAAGGUCAACACCUAGCAAACCAUUUUCCAGUAGUAUGUUAAA